AUGUCAGAUAAUGAAACAACUCACGAAAAAAAAUAUACAAAUAAAAAAAUUGACGAACUUUAUAUACAGAAUGAAAUAGAUAAAUUAAAUGUUGAUACAUUAAUCCAGCCAGAACAAAAUAAUGCUUUAAAAAAAGUAAUAAAAACUGAUAGAAAAAUUGUCUUAAAUCUCGAUGAAAAAAUUAGUAAAUUACAAAAAUGUUGUCAAUAUGGUAAACAAAUAUCUAAAAUUAUAAAUUUUAAAGCAGAAGGUUUAAGUACUAUUUCAUUAAAAGAAAAAUUAAAAUUAAUUUUAGAAACAUUUAAUGAAAAUUUUUGUGAUUAUAAUACUAUAAAUAAUAAUAAUACUUUAAAUUUUAAAAAAAUAUCCAAAUAUUUUAGUAUAAAAACAUUUUCUUUUUGCUCUUUAAAUUAUGAUACAAUACCUUUAAAUUUAUUUAUGAAUGAUGUAAAUUCAUUCAAUUUGGAAACAAAAGAAAAAAAAGCUUAUAACAGAGGAAAAAUUUUUAAUAAUAAUUAUAAAAAAUUAAAAGAAUAUGAAUAUGAAAAAGAACCCGAAAUAAAACUAGAAACUUAUGAUCAAUCAAUGAAACUAAAAGAAAAAUUAAAAGAACUUGAAAAAAAUCAAAAAAAUGUAAAUUUUUUAAAUUUUAUUAUUGAUUGUGAUCCAGUAAAUGGAUAUAAUGAAACUACUUUUCGAUUAUUUUUAAUUACACUACUAGUUUCAAAAGGGCAUGUAGAAUUUUAUAAAGAUAUAAAUAAUAAUUUAUGUAUUAAAUCUAGCAAUAUUUUUGAACAAGAAAAUAACGAUCAAUUUUUAUAUGAUGAAAAUAAGCAAAUAAAAAAAAAAAAUCAAGCUAUGUUAACAUCUUGGUCUUAUCAUAAAUGGGAACAAUUAACAAAACAGUUAAAAAAUGUUACAUAA
This is a messenger RNA of Plasmodium relictum, 924 nucleotides long. Its product is annotated as conserved Plasmodium protein, unknown function. The record is from RefSeq and is a predicted model, not a curated record. The transcript has a single exon. NCBI's taxonomy places the organism in Eukaryota, Apicomplexa, Aconoidasida, Haemosporida, Plasmodiidae. The coding region runs from base 1 to 924 and encodes 307 amino acids.